Molecule: messenger RNA, 2209 nt
Organism: Calidris pugnax (ruff)
Lineage: Eukaryota; Metazoa; Chordata; Aves; Charadriiformes; Scolopacidae
Gene: CH25H
Product: cholesterol 25-hydroxylase
Exons: 2
Coding region: 839-1669 (276 amino acids)
Biological process (GO): sterol biosynthetic process; cholesterol metabolic process
Molecular function (GO): steroid hydroxylase activity; C-4 methylsterol oxidase activity; iron ion binding
Source: RefSeq, a predicted model, not a curated record
UUUUCUGACCCAGACGUUACUGAGUUACAAAUGCAUUUUUCAUGUCCUCAUUGUGAAAUGGAGGUCGGGAUAAAAUGCAACCAGGAGACUGAAAUGCAGCUCUUGGAUAUAGAUCCUCGUCCAUUAAAUUAGUGUCUUGCCGGGUUUUAGUUUCUCUGCGUUUGACAGUCUGAAGUAAUUGAGUUCAGCAGAACAGUCUCAGAGCAGCAGAAAAUCACAAUCUGUCUCUACAAUGUCUGUGCCACAGGUGGGUGUGUGAAGGCCAUGCCGUACCUGUGCCCAGCAACUGACUCCUGAGUGUCCCCAUCACAGCACGGGGGGGUCACUGCUUCACAAACCCCCCCGAGUCUGAGAAGAGAGCAAAAUCCACACCUCCUUCAGAGCAGAACCUCUCCAAGAGAAGAUAGGUGAGGCUGAAAGCAAACUUAACUGUUAGAAGUCCAUGCGUACUUCAGAAAAGGUCACUGCUAAUUAAUCUUUCUUAAUUACCGAGAGGCAAGGAAACUCUGUCUCCCACUUCCCCCCCCAUCAGAUUGCUUUUCUGAAGAGCAAAGACCUAAAACCGUCUGAACAAGCUCAUAAAGGCAUCCAGGAAGCUGAGCUCAUUUCCAACAUUAGACUGAAGGCUGUGCCCACAAAAGAGCCUCCCGGCACCCCGCUAGCCCCGUCAGGAGAUGGGGACGCCUCCUCCCCGCGGUGUCCCGCAGGAAAAGGCAGCUUUCUCUUUAACGGCGGCUCUGACUCAGUGAGGAGGGUUUCUGAUGGGCGGAGAUUUCCGCGGAGCCGGGCUAGAUAAAGGCUGGCAGGGUCUGUGCCCGCCGGGAGAGCCAGGGGCACGAUGAGCUGCGGGCGGGAGCAGGGAGCGCUGCUGGACUGCGCCAUGGACACGGCCGGACGGAGGGACAGGUCGUGUCUCCAGCCCCUCUGGGACCUGGUGGCGGCCAAGGAGCCCUUCCUCAAAUCCCCCUUUUUCCCGGUGGUGUUUUCUUUCACGGCGUACAUGGCUUUCUGCCUGCCCUACGUCGCGCUGGACAUCCUGAGCGCCAGGCUGCCCACCUUGAGGAAAUACAAAAUCCAGGCGCAGAGCUACCCGACGCUGGGCAUGAUGGUGCCCUGCAUCCUCCAGAGCGCCUACCACCACCUGGUUUUCAUCUUCCCAGUGACAUUUCUCCACUGGUACUGCAGACCAGUGCAUCUGCCGGUGGUGGCUCCCGAGCUGCCCGAGGUGCUGCUGGAGGUGGCGGUUUGCCUGCUCCUCUUUGAUCUCCAGUACUUCCUCUGGCAUCUGCUGCAUCACAAGGUGCCCUGGCUCUACAGGACCUUCCACAAGGUGCACCACAAGCACGUGUCCACCUUUGCUCUCACCACGCAGUACUCCAGCGUCUGGGAAUUGCUCUGGCUGGGGUUUUUCGCCGCUGUCAACCCCGUGCUCCUGGGAUGCCACCCUCUGACUGAAAUGAUCUUCUUCCUGGUGAACAUCUGGCUGUCGGUGGAGGACCACUCGGGAUACGACCUCCCGUGGUCGACUCACCGCCUGGUGCCCUUUGGUUGGUACGGGGGGGCACCACACCAUGAUCUCCACCACCUGAAGUUCAAAUCAAACUACGCCCCUUACUUCACCCACUGGGACAGGCUCUUUGGGACAUUCACAGAGUCACACUCCAAUUAAAGGUAUCUGCCUGGGGACGAACUCUUCUUUGGUUUUUUUUUUUUAUACAGACUGAACUAGGACAUUAAUUUUUCAAAGACCUACAGAAGAUUGUAUAUUUGAAGCUGCCUAUAAAAGCCAUAGCUAUUUAUAACAAAUCCUCUUAAUAUAUGUGUAUUUGUGGGUAUACUUGGAACUGCCUGGGUGAAAUGUCUGUGCAAGCGGGAGGGUGAAUACCUGUUGCUUAAAUUUGUUUGAGUCAAAGGUGUCAGGGAAGCAUUAGGAGACGUUCUCUCUUCUUUCCCUCUUUCUGGCUUUCAUAAAGCAUGUAUCGUGUCACUGUAUGAGGUUUUAUACAUACGCCAGAACAAUUGUCUUACUGUCGUAGGAUGAUUGAUGAUGUAAACAGGAAAGGUACACAGCGUGGAUUUUUGUGGGGUUUUAUUGCACAAUGAGGGUGUAAAAUAUUGCUGCCAAACAAAGCUCGUUGGCUGACUGUGCAAUAAUUUUUAUAUUUAUAUUUUAUACCUGGAUGUACUAUCUGUUUUUGAUAGAAAAUAA